UUGUCAGAAAGCACGUCGCCUCAGUCUGGUCGCCGUUGGCCGGUUCCAGGUUGUAGCGGUGCCGACAGAGCUUCAGGAGGCUAUGCAAGGACUCGCUAUGAUGUGAAGGAGUACGUCAACCUGACAAACAGCGACUUGUCCACUUGGCUGGCCAACACUGCUGCCCUCUCCUCCUCCUCUGCGAAACGACGUGGCCUUCAUGUGGACGCCGAGGGAGAUUUGGAUGAAGAGGAUGUAGAGCAGGUCAUCGAAAAUGGCAGGUUGGAUGAUGAGAGAGAGGAGUUAAACGCUGGGGUCAUGAGUCAACUGUCCAAGGGUAUUCGUAAGCUUGGCACUUGUUCGAAGCCGAGCGAAACUGACUCUGGCCUCCCAGACCGGUCAGAGGUGACCGGCAUCAUGUCCUCUGUUGUCGGAAUUUGUUCUGCCACUGCUCCUGUCACCUCCGGUGCUGUCAGCGGUUCUCCCGCCGUGGCAGUCCUCGAUGAAAUCGAGGAGGAAGAUGAGGAGGAAGAAGAAGAGGAGGGAAGAAACGGCCAAGAGGGGGGUGUGUGUGAAAGGGGAGGAAAGGAGAAUAGUCUCCAGCGCAUAGACCAACAUGCGGAGUCUGGAGGUGAGAAGUUUCUCUGCCGCUGGCAGGCUGGAGCCGGCGGAUAUCUGGCUCCAUCGAGACCGCAAUCUGGAAGACGGAGAGGCGUUACUAGUCGAAACGGUCGGGUGCAUCGAGAAAGAGAAUCGCGUCAUACCUACCCGUUGGACGAGAGUGUAGCAACGACAGCCGAAGAACUCGAUGUUGUCGAUGCUGGCUCGUUGAUUGCGGAGCGCGACGAGAUGGUGGACCAAAGAGAAGAUGAACAACACAAAGCGGAUAAACAGGGGGCAAGAAUGAGGGAUCUACUGGGUCGUGAUGCUUUGCAGGUUGAAGCACCUCCGCCCUAUGGCCUCCUUGACGCCGACUCCUAUCUCCGGCCCUCCCCAUCGCCGUGUGUGCCUUUGGAGGCUGCCUUCCCCAGGGUUCGCGUGGCCUGUUCCUCCCCACUCCUUCAUUCCCCUCGGUCAUCCAGCCGACCAGUCAGUCCCCACAUGCUGCAUCCUCUGCCCGUACCACCCACACCACUCGGUGCCUACCUCCAGAUGAGUCGACGCUGUGCGCCCGGCCAGGGUCAACACCAACUUCAGCACCAACAUCCACAGACACCACAGCCGCCACAAACGCAACCACUACAACAACCUCAACCACCACAACCACAACAGCACCCGCAUGUUGAUCUUUCUGAUCCUCGAAAUUCUGAAUUGGCAGCAGCCAUGUUUUACGCGACGCAGGGCAUCCAGCAUCAGCUCUAUCAUCAGCACCAGCACCAGCUGCAUCAGCUACAUCAGCAGUUCCACCAACACCAGCUGCAACAGCAGCAGCAGCAACAGCAACAACAAGAUAAACCGACAGUUCUCCAGCCGGGCCAGCAAAUUCCUCCCCCACUUCCACCAUUGCUGGCUCCUCCUCUUCCACAGGCAUAUCAAUCAGUGCCUCCGCCCUCAAUGACAGUAGCUUCCGGCCCUGGUCAGCUGUUGGGGGCCAAGGCGUACUGCGCCGAAGCCCAACCAUCUGGACUCGCGCCUCAGACGGUGACCGUACCGACGACUCCGUUGUCGGCCCAUCCCUACCUCCCAUACUACUACUAUUACUACUAUCUUCACAAUUGUCCACCUCCGAUAUGUGAGCACGCCAACAACACAUUGGACCAUCUAGCCCGGGUUCAGACCGGUCCCGAAGAUGCUGCUCGUGGGUUUUGA
Protopolystoma xenopodis is the source of this 1788-nucleotide messenger RNA. The record is from the annotation of a GenBank genome assembly. Lineage: Eukaryota; Metazoa; Platyhelminthes; Monogenea; Polystomatidea; Polystomatidae.